UAAAUAAAAAUCUUACGUAUCGAGCAUUACGUCAAAUCUAACGGAAUUUUUCGUUGUAACGGAAUCACACCUGACACCGCUUACGUUAUUAAUAUCUACCGUUACUGGAGGAAAAAGAGUCAAACACACCAUCUAGUUCGAGCUAGCCAACCCAGCAGCUUUAUUUCUUUGACAAAUUUUCCUUCAUUUUCUCGCUAACCAAACGAACGAAGAAAAGAGAAAAAGAUCCUCAUUCGCAAAUGGCUACUGUUGACACAGAAGCAGAAGAAGAAGAAAAGGCAUGGGAAGAAGUACUGAGGAAGAUGUUACCUGCAGGCGCUCCACUACCAGACGAAGAGCACCUCGAUUACUCAAUCGCUAUCGAAUAUCAAGGUCCUCCUAUUUCUUACGACGUCCCUCGCGUCGAUCCAGUUAACUUAAGCUCCCUUUCUGUUCGGACUUCUUCUUUAGCCUCUGUCUCUCACGCAAAUGACCUUUCUAUCCCUGUCGCUGCUCCGAUUUCAAAAUUCAGCCGUUUUACGAACGCAAGCUCAGGUAUUUCGAGCAGACCCCAAAAUGUAAUGGAAACAAACAGAGAAAACGGAAACUGCAAAGAAAAUGAAGGAAAUCGUGUGAAUGUAGUGAAAUUCCAUGAUGCUCCGUUAAUAUCAGAAACGGAGUAUGACGAUGAUGAUGAUGAUGAAGAACAAAGCAACGAUGGAGAUUCAUCCACGCAAUCAAGUGCAGUGGGGCCUGCAGUGGCGGUUAAAAAGGGCAAUAGGAAAAGAGGAACGUGCAGUAGAUGCGAGAAAAGGAAUAGGUUAAGAGAGAGAGAGGUAUGUAUAGUGUGUGAUGCGAGGUAUUGUAGUAAUUGUUUGCUUAAAGCUAUGGGUUCAAUGCCUGAAGGAAGGAAAUGUGUUGGUUGCAUAGGGCUUCCUAUUGAUGAACCAAAACGGUGUAGUUUAGGUAAGUGUUCAAGGAUUUUGUCAAAAGUCUGUAGUGCAUUGGAGGUUAAACAGAUUAUGAAAGCGGAGAAAGAAUGUGCAGCCAAUCAAUUGAGACCUGAGCAGUUACUUGUGAAUGGAAGGUCACUUAGGCAAGAGGAAUUAGCUGAGGUUUUAGGCUGUCCUAUGCCGCCGGAGAAUUUAAAGCCUGGAAAGUAUUGGUAUGAUAAGGAUUCGGGACUAUGGGGAAAGGAGGGGGAGAAGCCUGAUAGAAUUAUUACUUCAAAACUUAAUGUUGGUGGUAAGCUUCGCCCUGAUGCGAGUAAUGGAAACACCAAGGUUUACAUAAAUGGGCGUGAAAUUACCAAGACUGAACUCAGAGUGUUGAAGCUGGCUAAGGUACAAUGCCCUCGGGAUACACAUUUUUGGGUGUAUGAUGAUGGAUCUUAUGAGGAAGAGGGCCAAAAUAAGAUAAAAGGAAACAUAUGGGGAAAGGCAUCUACUCGUUUGAUUUGUUCACUGUUCUCGCUGCCUGUGCCACCGGGAAAUCCUUUGGAGUCAAAAGAAGAUCCGACUACCUUUUCAAGUAGGUCAGUGCCUGACUAUUUGGAACAGGGAAGGGUCCAAAAACUUCUGUUAUUGGGUUUGGAGGGAUCUGGAACCAGUACCAUCUUCAAGCAGGCAAAAUUUUUGUAUGGGAAUAAGUUUACUUCAGAAGAAUUACAGAACAUUAAGCUCAUGAUUCAAAGUAAUAUGUACAAAUAUCUUAGCAUAUUACUUGAAGGACGAGAAAUGUUUGAAGAGGAAGCUCUGAUGGAAGAUGGAACUGCUAAUUUGAAUGCUGAAGAAUCUAUAUCAGAUGAAACAGGAGUUGAAGCAAAUAAGCACUGCAUCUACUCCAUAAAUCAAAGGUUUAAGUAUUUCUCUGACUGGUUACUGGAUAUCAUGGCUACUGGGGACUUAGAUGCCUUUUUUCCUGCUGCAACAAGAGAGUAUGGUCCUAUUGUUGGUGAGGUCUGGAAGGAUCCUGCCAUUCAAGAGACAUACAAGAGAAGUAAGGAAUUGCAGCUCCCUGAUGUUGCCAAAUAUUUUCUAGAUCAGGCUGUUGAAAUUUCAAGCAACGAGUAUGAACCUUCGGAGAAGGACAUUUUAUUUGCUGAAGGAGUCACCCAGAGUAAUGGCCUUGCCUUCAUGGGAUUCUCAUUUGAUGAUAGAAGCCCAAUGUCUGAAACAUACAACGAUGACUUUGAAUGUCCGCCCUGUUUGGCCAAAUACCAACUUAUUCGCAUAAAUUCCAAAGGAUUGCAUGAUGGUUGCAAAUGGCUAGAAAUGUUUGAGGACGUAAGAGCAGUUAUCUUCUGUGUUGCACUGAGUGAUUAUGAUCAGAUCUGGGCCUAUGGUUCCGGUUCUCAUAAUAAUAAUAAAAUGCUGGCCAGCAGGGACUUGUUUGAGAGCUUGGUGAGGCACCCUUGUUUUAGGGACGCUCCCUUUGUGCUUUUGCUGAAUAAAUAUGAUACAUUUGAGGACAAGAUCAACCAGGUUCCGCUGUCCUCUUGCGAGUGGUUCAGGGAUUUCAGCCCUUUGAAGGCGCAUCACAAUACUCAGACUCUGGCUAACCAAGCUUACUACUAUGUGGCAAUGAAAUUUAAGGAGCUAUAUUCUUCAAUAACUGGCCGUAAGUUGUUUGCUUGGCAGGUCAGAGCUCGUGAACGUGUCUCAGUAGAUGAGGCGUUCAAGUACGUAAGGGAGGUCCUUAAGUGGGAUGACGAAAAAGAUGAUAACAUAUACGGAAUCAAUGCCGAUGAAUCGUUUUACAGUACAGAAAUGAGCUCCUCUCCUUAUUUAAGACCUGAAUGACCAUCCGUUUCUUUUAUUUUUCAUGGCUCUAGGAUGCCAAUAUUUUGAACUGGAAGAUUGAUUAAUUUUACUUUGACGGUCAGAAUUCUCUUGCAGUUGCUCGAAAAUGGUGGGGGCUUUUUGUGCUAAUAUGGUGCAAAAGUGCGUUAAAAAUUGAUGCUGCUGCUGCUAUUGGUGUCUUCUUUAGACUGUAGGAACUGAUUUAUAAAUAAGCUGAACUAAUUUGGUGAAGGUAUUUGUAUAUUUUUCUUUAUUAUUGGGUGGAUGGGGAAUAUUUCCUUCUGUAUAGCUUAGUCUUGUUCGUCAUGAAUAAGCCCAGCUUUUUAUCAUUUCAUUGAAAUUUCAUGUAAAUUUUGGGAGCAUCUCCUUCAUUGUUAGAUACUGCAGUUUGUUGGGGCUUUGCCGACUUGACUAUUUCAGAAUUCAACAGUAUGCUUAGGAAUGGCAAAGGGCGGGUUUGGCCUUUCCCAUCUCCGGUCGUCCUUGAAGGGCAGAAAAUUCUUGUGACCUGAGCAAAAAAACUUUGUAAAAUUACACAAGAACAGUGAACAGUUGCUAGCAUAUAAUAGAAAUGGCAAUUUGCUCA
Messenger RNA from Ricinus communis (castor bean), 3366 nucleotides. Its product is annotated as extra-large guanine nucleotide-binding protein 3. The transcript has 8 exons. Gene Ontology annotation, molecular function: G protein-coupled receptor binding; G-protein beta/gamma-subunit complex binding; guanyl nucleotide binding. Gene Ontology annotation, biological process: adenylate cyclase-modulating G protein-coupled receptor signaling pathway. The record is from RefSeq and is a predicted model, not a curated record. Gene Ontology annotation, cellular component: heterotrimeric G-protein complex. Bases 240 to 2780 code for a protein of 846 amino acids. NCBI's taxonomy places the organism in Eukaryota, Viridiplantae, Streptophyta, Magnoliopsida, Malpighiales, Euphorbiaceae.